Rangifer tarandus platyrhynchus (Svalbard reindeer) is the source of this 396-nucleotide messenger RNA. The record is from the annotation of a GenBank genome assembly. NCBI's taxonomy places the organism in Eukaryota, Metazoa, Chordata, Mammalia, Artiodactyla, Cervidae.
AUGCCCCGGGCAGCGCCGAGCUCCACUGAAGCUUCGGCCCGGGCCGGGGGUUCGCCGCGGGCCACCAGCGGCGCGGACGCCUCCCUCCCCCCGCCUCCCCGCGCCGGCCUCUCCAAGGAGCCAAGCCCGGGCCCGGAGCUAUUGUUCGCGGCUGUGCUAGGCCGGCUUCCUGAGCCCCGCAGGAAAAGCCCCGGCGAAGGAGGCGGCCGGGGAGGGGGCGGGGCCGCCGGGCGAGUCCCGGGCCGCCGGGCGCACGCCGGGCUUGCCCAGGAGGCUCGGACGCCUGAGCCCCGCGUGCUCAGCCUCGCCCCUAGCACUGGUCCUACUCCCGCCUGGCGGCGGCCGCCUCCUCCACCCCACCCUGUUCUCAGGUGUGUGAGCCGCGCCCCGCUCUAG